UGGCGCCGAAGAUAUCAUUGGCCCGUUUGGCGGAAAAGCCAGCCAUCUUUCUACUUCCCCUGCGACGCCGAGCUUGUGCGGACGCGUCGCUUUUUUCCUUUAAAGUUGUGCUUUUUAUAUAAAAUGGGCGACAGUGGUUAUGGCGGCGGCGGUUACGGCGAUUAUUCGCAUCCGCCACCUACGACGGCCUAUCCGAACACGUACGGGCAACCGUCGUCCGGCGGCUACCAAGGUGGCGCCGGCUCCGGGGGCAACUCCUGGGGCGGCCAGGGUCGCAAUUCAGGCGCGAGCGGCGGCUACAACGAUGGAGGCGGUGCUCAAGGUGGCGGUUAUGGCUCUAGCGGCGGAGGAAGUUACAAUUCCGGAGGCGGCGGCGGCGGCGGAGGGUAUAACUCCGGAGGUGGAAGCGGUGGCUACGGAGGUGGCGGUGGAGGUUACGGCUCCAGCUCCGGAGGCGGUGGUGGAUAUGGCGGCUCCGGUGGCGGUGGCUACGGCGGCGGAGGCUACGGAGGUCGUGAUCGUGGAGGCGGCGACUACGGUAAAGGCCGCGACUUAGAUCACAGAGACAGUUAUGGAGGCGGCAACAGGGGUGGUUUUAACAAAGGAGAUGGUGGUAACCUGGUAGUACAAGUGGAUACGAUCUUUGUAUCUGGCAUGAACCCUGAAAUCAACGAAGAUGACAUUGAGCAGCAUUUUGGCGCCAUUGGUAUCAUCAAGUUGGACAAGAAGACGCAGAAGAAAAAGAUCUGGCUCUACAAGGACAAGCAAACGGGCAUGUCGAAGGGUGAGGCGACCGUCACCUAUGACGAUUCGAACGCUGCCAAGUCAGCGAUCAACUGGUUCGACGGCAAAGAUUUCCGUGGUUCCGUUAUCAAAGUGCAGCUGGCCACCAAGAAGGACAAUUGGAGCGGUGGCGGCGGCGGCGGAGGACGCGGCGGACCGGGUGGUGGACGUAGUCGAGGCGGCGGCGGUUUCGGCGGUGGCGGACGCGGCGGACCGCGUGACGGAGGUAUGGACUUUGGUAGAGACCGCGGAGGCGGCGGCGGUGGCGGUGGACGCGACCGCGAGAGCCGUGAAGGCGAUUGGAAAUGUCCGAAUCCGGACUGCGGUAACACGAACUUUGCCUGGAGAGAUCGGUGCAAUAGAUGUGACGAAGACAGGCCUGAAGGAGCCGGCGGCGGCGGUGGUGGAGACCGUCGCGGAGGUGGCGGUGGUAGAGACCGUGACGGAGGCGGCAGAGACAGACGAGGAGGUGGUGGUGGCUUCCGUGGCGGCGAUAGAGGCCGCGACGGUGGCGGAAGAGGUGGAGGAUUCCGUGGAGGUCGCGGAGGCGGUGGUUUCGGCGGCGGAGGCCGUGGAGGCGGACGUGACCGUGGAGGUGGAGGCCGAGACGGAGGAAGAUUUAAGCCAUAUUAGUCUUAAGUUCAAAAAAGCAUUUAUUGUUUGUAUGUAUUGUAUGAUACAUUGUAAAAGUAUUAGGUUAAGGUUUUUGACUGUAUUUUUUUGUACCUAGUUUUGAUUUUAAAUUUAAAAUAAAUAUUUAAUUCCAGAA
Messenger RNA from Aethina tumida (small hive beetle), 1552 nucleotides. It is a transcript of the gene caz, whose product is annotated as RNA-binding protein cabeza. NCBI's taxonomy places the organism in Eukaryota, Metazoa, Arthropoda, Insecta, Coleoptera, Nitidulidae. Bases 124 to 1416 code for a protein of 430 amino acids. The transcript is spliced from 9 exons. The record is from RefSeq and is a predicted model, not a curated record. Gene Ontology annotation, molecular function: transcription coregulator activity; RNA binding. Gene Ontology annotation, biological process: regulation of DNA-templated transcription. Gene Ontology annotation, cellular component: nucleus.